This is a messenger RNA of Toxorhynchites rutilus septentrionalis, 2870 nucleotides long. RefSeq names its product ADP-ribosylation factor 1 (gene Arf79F). NCBI's taxonomy places the organism in Eukaryota, Metazoa, Arthropoda, Insecta, Diptera, Culicidae. The coding region runs from base 799 to 1347 and encodes 182 amino acids. Gene Ontology annotation, molecular function: GTP binding; GTPase activity. The transcript has 5 exons. The record is from RefSeq and is a predicted model, not a curated record. Gene Ontology annotation, biological process: vesicle-mediated transport; intracellular protein transport. Gene Ontology annotation, cellular component: plasma membrane; cytoplasm.
CUGCGUUGGUUGGUGCAGAAACUACACAAAAAGAAGGUUUCAAAAUCGCCUCUCAUCGUUCGCUACACACGGACGAGAUAAUCGCCGUCAGGAAAGUUGUCUACUUGUCAAUAUUCGCUUGUACCGUCGUCAUCACCUUCGUUUGGUCGGUGUGAUUUUCCACAGCUUUGUCAUUCCCAUUUACCAAUCGUGAUUUAGUGAGGGGCAGAUAAGUUCGUGCGUAGCUAUAAAGUAGCGGAUAAAACAGGACCUUUUCAGCAGUCGGAAGAUCGUGCUGAUCCGGGAGGAGACGUUCACACACGUCAUUUUGUGUAGCAAGUGCUUAGUGCGGAUUCGCUGGAAAAGGGUGCGAGUGGUGGACGAAUUUUCGUACGGAAGAUUAUUUGUUCAUUGUUUCACGGAGUUUCUGUAUGUAACGAAGAUUGAUUGGAGCUGGUUUGAUUACCUGCACGGUAGUUGUGGAUUGUAAAAUUUUGAUUCAAUACUGAAUACUGAGUUAUUUGAGGAGAGAUCACAACAACUACUGCGCGCGAGCAUUACACGUCAUCGCGAUAUUUUCCCUACUGCAUAGAGCAGAGCAUAGUUCCCAAUCAAAACAGACCUAAAGUGUCCAUCCGGCUCAUUCCCCGAGCGACGAUUCUCUUCAGGUUAGGUUUUUACACUUCGUUGAUAAAUAGUAGCAGAAAGCGCGCGCGCUUGUGUGUGUACGUGAGUGUCCGUGUGUGCGUGAGUGCAUAAAUCACCUCCAAAACAGAAGACAGCGGAACAUAAGAGCGCAACACCCACCAGACAACCACAAUGGGGAACGUUUUUGCGAAUCUGUUCAAAGGCUUGUUCGGCAAGAAGGAGAUGAGAAUAUUGAUGGUAGGAUUAGAUGCCGCUGGUAAAACCACAAUUCUGUAUAAACUAAAAUUAGGAGAAAUUGUUACAACGAUUCCUACCAUCGGUUUCAACGUCGAAACUGUAGAAUACAAAAACAUUAGUUUUACAGUAUGGGAUGUGGGCGGUCAGGACAAGAUCCGGCCACUGUGGAGGCAUUACUUCCAGAACACACAAGGACUCAUCUUCGUCGUGGACAGUAACGAUCGGGAACGUAUCGGUGAAGCCCGCGAGGAACUGAUGCGAAUGCUGGCAGAAGAUGAGCUUAGGGAUGCCGUUCUACUUAUAUUCGCUAACAAGCAGGACUUACCAAAUGCAAUGAACGCAGCAGAAAUCACCGACAAGCUGGGACUGCACUCGCUGAGAAACCGCAACUGGUACAUUCAGGCGACCUGUGCAACAAGCGGCGACGGUUUGUACGAGGGCCUAGACUGGCUGUCCAACCAGCUCAAGAACGCUAACCGUUAAGAUAUGCAGAACUGUGGGAAGAGUAAGAAGAUGCAACAGCCUCAGCAGAAGAAGCGACGACGGACGUGGACGAGCAAUGCGAGCGAGCGAGAUCGAGAUACAUACUACUACUACUAAGAGCAAGAGCGAAAGAGAUAUGAGAAACAGAAGAAGCUCCGUUGAUAAGAACACACAAGAUAGGGAAAACCAACAACAAAGUAGCAGCAACAAAAACAAAAGAAAGAAUGAAUAAAAACAAAACAAACACAGAAAUACCGACUCCCUCUUAAUGAAAAUAAGAAACAUAAAAACACUAAUAAGCAGAGCCAGCCAGGUGACGUGUGUGUGGAUGAUUAUAUUAAAAUUUGAACAGAAAUAAUAUAAAGUAAUAUAAUGAUUGAAAAUAAAGGAAAACACACAGAAAAAAGCAAAAAAAAAACAGAAGCUGAAGCGUAUUAAAUAAUUUAGCAUGUGAAGAUAAACAUAAGCUAAGCUGUGCAAGAAGAAAUAAGGUUACAAAAGAGCUGAAAUAAAGUGGCCAGAGGAGAAAAUGAAAACCGGAAUAUGUGCUUCUUAUUGAUUGUGCGCUACAUCGCUUCGGACGCCACAAGCCUGUACUACUCUCUUGUGUUGCGAGAAGCAAAGAGGCAUUAUUUUGGUCUAGCUAAUUUUUUUUCUCCGUAUCUCUUGCUACGAUCGACUUUUUCGUUUCCAUUUUUGUUCUGUCCACUUCUGCUCGAAGCUGUAGAGCAACUACGGUUCUAAGAGAUAUUUCGCAGUUUUGCUGGAUGAAGAACAAAAGGCUGCAAAAUAUAGUUUAGCGAGAAAUUUUUCAUUGUGCAAAAGAAUCGAUUUGUUUCGCUUAUUAUUCAGGAAUAAUCUUUGAACAUAUAUUAAAAUUAACUGAAGUAGUUUUUAUUUAUUAUCUAUUGCUCCUUAUUUUAGUACACUCGAUUUAUGAUAGCGCGUUGAAGGCGGUUGUCAAAAGGAGAAAACAUACAUUCGCAUACGGAUAAGGACUUUAGGGGAAGAUGGAAGGAGAUAGAUUUUUUUUUGUUUUGUUUCGAUUUGAUUGCGAGCCGACACUUUGAGCAAGAAGCGUCUGGAUGAUUAUGGCUUUGGAUUUUUCUUUAUAACUCGAUUUAACAUGAACACCGAAUCACACACACAUACACUACACAUGAUGGAUGUGCAACUAGAAAGUGACACAGGACGAUAUAAGUUGAUAUCACAACAUCAUUAUCAGAUGGUUUGAAAUGCAAAGGAAUGAUGCCCAAUGGAAAUACAGAACAAGAAAAUGGAACAUCAGGAUUUUACAUUGCAAUAAAACCACCAGCCAAUGACAGAAGCAGAAACCAAUAAAAGACGCUACUAUGUUGACAAAUGAAAGAAAAACAAAACAGUAUAACAGAGGUAAAAAGAUAUCCGGAAGUGACAUCCGCAAACAUUCAUUCAGAAUCAGUUUAAGGAAGAAUAAAGAAACAGCUACAAGUGUAACAGUUACGUUUAAUUAAGAUGAAUAAAACACUAUAUAUAGACGAGAA